Trachymyrmex septentrionalis is the source of this 3513-nucleotide messenger RNA. RefSeq names its product sodium/potassium-transporting ATPase subunit beta-1-interacting protein (gene NKAIN). The record is from RefSeq and is a predicted model, not a curated record. Gene Ontology annotation, biological process: regulation of sodium ion transport. Lineage: Eukaryota; Metazoa; Arthropoda; Insecta; Hymenoptera; Formicidae. Bases 345 to 2339 code for a protein of 664 amino acids. The transcript has 7 exons.
CUUACACGUGCCGCGGUGGUGGCAGUCGUUCACCAACCGUGACAAAACGAGCGUGCUCCGGGCUUUGGUUGCCUGGCUACGCCUAGCUACGAGCGCACGGUGCAUGCCACUUGCUGUGGAUCGUAGGUUCGCACCAGUUCGCACACAGUGAUACCGUCAUACCGCGCGCGAUAGGGAGGGUAGAACAAGUGUUUCAGUCGAGCAACAAACAGGGGAAAAGCAAAAGAUGGCGAUGGUGCAGCGAAACGUGCCGCAGUAGUGAUGCAGUGCGAGCGAGUGCCGUCGUUAUUUGCUCCGAUCGUACCGCGCGAGAUCGCUCGUUGAGCGGAGCGCGGCCAAAUGACAUGGGAAUUUGCAGCAGAAGGCAUUUUCUACUGACAAUAUGCAGCCUGCAAUUAAUUACCACAAUAGAACGUCAAGUUUUUGACUUUUUGGGAUUUAUGUGGACUCCGAUACUGGUCAACUUUUUCAACAUUAUCUUCGUAAUUUUAGGAUUCUUUGGGGCCUUUCAGUAUAGACCUAAAUAUAUCAUAUCGUAUUGUAUAUGGAAUACAUUAUGGUUAGGAUGGAACAUAUUUAUUAUAUGCUUUUAUCUCAAUGUGGGGAUACUGGACAAAAAUAGCGACAUUCUUAAUCUUGGUACUGGUAGCUUUUCAUGGUGGUACGUAAAUGGACCAGGUUGCAAAGCUGUUUACGAUGUGACAGAACCAGAACUUUUUCGACCUGCACGACCUACUAAUGUAACAGACUGCGUGCUGGAUUAUGAAGUGAUAGAAAUUUUACACGCUGCGACACAAUGUAUUCUAGGUUUUAUGGCCAUUGUUGGCGGAAUUUGUCUCAGUAAAGUAUUUCUUGAGGAAGAUGAUAGCUUUGACUUUGUUGGAGGUGAUGACUUUGGGUUGGCAGGCCACACACCGUUGCAUCCUAUGUACGUUAGCUACUCGGCUCUUCCACCACCUGCCUACUCCCUCAAAAAUUCCGCUCAAAAUAAUUACCCGACCAGCACAGCUAGCUCUCACCAAUCUGCCUAUCGCGAGUCGAGUUUUCCAAAACGCAGCGGCGAGAAGCUGUUAGGCGGUGGUACCGCGCGCGGUAAAAGCAACGUCGUCGGUUUCAAGAACGACACGGUCCGUAGUAACAGCAGUCGUUCGUCCAGCCGCGAUUUUCAGAAUGUAGAUUACUCGGUCGACUACUUGAACCCGGUGGACCAUUUGCAGCGACCCGUCUCGCCCGUAUACGACGAAUAUGAUUCGUUGGACAGCGCCGCUAAGCUGAGAUUUCAGAAAAACAGGCUGUACUAUUUGCAUUCAUCGAGAUACAGUCCGGUCGCGCGUAUCAAGUGCCGCCAGGUCGCGGCGAAGCAAACCAGGAUUCCCGUCAAACCCCGCGUCUUCGUCGAUCAUGUACGCGACCAACCACUGAGAUCGUUUUACUCCGAUCCGAAAUUGGCCGUUGAACAAGCACCGAGCGAACACGACAGGUCAUCUCAGUCGAAACGAGACAGUCGACCAUUGUCCCUGUACGCGAUACGAACUAAACGAAAGAAGAAGCAGCCACGGCCGCUAUAUAGCAUCGAAUAUUCGCAACCCGAACCACCGGUGCAGGAUGACAGCGUGUCACCGAAACCGAUGACGCCGCGCCGGGUGAAGCGACGUUCCGUAAUCUCACGGGAUAGCACGCGACGUUCCAACACGCGGCGCAGCUCAGUGCGCCAGUCACGCCGCAAGAACCCGGUGAACCGCAUCAUGGACCACCAGGAGAGUUUGUAUGCGAACACGGUCACACCCUGCAUCGGUAACCUGACGAACCAGAAUGUCAGCUCGCUGUCGCAGGGCACGCUCAACUACGACAGGAUCGCAGUUGGUUGGGACCGUGAACGGAACGCUGAUCGGAACUGGCAGUCGGAGGCGGUGAACAUAGCGGUAUCGCCGGUUCUAUGGCCGCCAACCACCCAGGACUCCUCCAACAAUUAUUCAAACGCGUCGCCUAGCUUCCCGGCCGGUCAGAGCCCGCCCGCUGGUUGGGACCAUCAGCAUCCGACCACCAGCUCCACCCGCAACCUCACCGACAACUGGCAGACGUCGCCUGGCGAGCUGAACCCGAUGCAGUGGCAGGGUCAAAGCAAUCCUACGUUUCAACAAACCAGCACGCAAAGCCUAAACGGCGAGGACAUGGAGGAAUUGUACAGCAAUCGGCCGGCCAGCGCUAGAUCUAGCUAUAGCAAUUAUCACGGCGUUAGAGCGACACCACAGGUGCCUAAUCGCACUGACGUUGUCAGACAAAGCCAGCGACAGUUUGUCCUCAGUGGACCGCCCGCUUAUCAGGAUACGGUAAUCUGAUAUUGACCUGAAGUAGUCUGAGGUGUACGCCUUACGUUGAAGACAAUGUCAAGAUAAUUUUAUUGCAAGCGAUAAAUUGGCCUUAUACAAUUGUCUGUUAUUUAUCAGAUACAGUAAGUGAGAUAAUCAAUCGUAGGUAGAAUGAGUGAUAACGUUCAUCUUUGCGAAUGGAAAUGGCACUAUUUUUGAUAGCGCUAGUCGCGACGUCUUCAAUAAGAAGCGAAAAUAUGAAGACUUCAAGAAAUCGAAGUAAUGUAUUAUUUCCUUAUUGUCCGUAUUUCAAGUUAUAAUAAUUUCAAACAGUUGUUUUAACUAUUUCAAUAAUUACAUCGUAGUUAAAAUGAUUGUUUGACAAUGAACUAAUGAUAGGAAAAGGAGCAAGCGUUGUGAUUUCGCCGACUUCAAAGCUUUAUAUGGAUUGAUGCGAUAGAUCUCUACUAGUGUUGCAUCGUGUUGUAUUAUCAAAGUAACAACUAUAGGUAACUUUACUUAAAGACUUGAAGAGCUGUUAUUCACUCUCUCCAGUCGUUUUGCAAUAUUAUUUUAAAGAUAUCCAAGUGGUAUACGUUUACAUUAUUUGCCGAUUUAGUAUAGACUAUAGACGAUGAUUGACGAUAAAUUCGUACAGUCGACAUGAUAUGAAAUUAUCUUGAAAGGCGUAAGUCAACCUUUAAAUAACUUCAUUAAAGUGCACAGAUCUUGCAAUGUAUGUACAUAUAUUAAACUUACGCCACUUUCAAGAUAGACAAUGAAAAUUGCCUUCUCAGGAUUGAUCAUCUAACUGUGUGUGAAAUUAGUGUACUUAAGAAGUUUAAAGCAGAUCAAAAUCAUAAUAGCGUUAGAAUUUUUACAUGUUCCCUUUUAUUUUUCUUUCUGUUGUUAAAAAGUUUUUUUUAGGAAUUUUACACUUAUCAUCUUCAUCCUAUUUAUAUUAUAGAAUUAAGGAUCCUCUUGUUCUGCGCAUAAAAUCAAAAGCUCACCGCAUCGUUUGUAAAUAUAGAUGUAUAAUCAUUCAUCACUUUCAAAAGCGUAUUAUUGACAACACUAUACAAUGGCGUAAUUUUAUUAAUAAUUUUUUUAAGUACGAUCAGAGCGGCUUACGCUAUUUUAGAUACUUUAAGGCAAUAUGAAAUUAAAAGGUAUUCGCCUUUUUGAGAUUUGUAAUGUUUUUAAA